Mya arenaria is the source of this 1461-nucleotide messenger RNA. RefSeq lists its product as uncharacterized. The transcript is spliced from 2 exons. Gene Ontology annotation, biological process: cell surface receptor signaling pathway. Lineage: Eukaryota; Metazoa; Mollusca; Bivalvia; Myida; Myidae. The record is from RefSeq and is a predicted model, not a curated record. Bases 369 to 1298 code for a protein of 309 amino acids. Gene Ontology annotation, molecular function: transmembrane signaling receptor activity. Gene Ontology annotation, cellular component: membrane.
GCAGGAGUAUCUGCUUCUGCUUUCACAUGCAUCGACCUGGUCCCUUAACGAGAAGCGGUGUUUGCUUUCAUUCAAAAUCGUUUUUAUAGCACGAAAUGGAUCUCUGAUUUUUGGAUAUGAUGAAAUAAUCUUGUGGCUGAACGAAUCCAGGGUGAGCCAAGCAGUACAGACAAGAUGGGCAACAGGCAAGCUGUUCUACUUGAUCAACGUGAAUACUUGAAUCGAAUCAUUGAAUAAUGGGCUUCUCCAGUCAAUCAACAAUCAAAACAUUAACAAGCUAUGUCAACACUGUUCUAUUUCAUUACCGUUAAAACCAUUGAAGAGUUUCCCUUCCCUCAAAAUCGAAUCAUUGGAUAAUGUGAUCAGCUAUGUCAACGAAGGAUGCCAAGCCAGUUAUUGGAUUAGUCGUACUUGGAUUUUCAGCGCUGUCGCAACUUGUUUGUCUCUUUCUAACACGUGUACUUGUGAAAUUGAAACAUGGUGACUAUACAUCGACUAUGAAGACCCUGUUGUACACAUCAUCAUUCCUGGAACAAAUUUCAUUCAUGGUAUUUCACAUCAAGUACCAAUACAUGAACAUUGAUUUCGACAGUACAGACGAAUGUACAGUCCUGAGGUUUCUGUCCACAUUUUUUGCGGCGUUCUCAACCAUGUGGAUACUGUGUAUCUCCGUUUUCUAUUUAGUGUUGACCAUUAAGCCCCAGAAGUGUUUCAGCUUUCACGCACGUUUCCUCUCCCACUGUACUGCGUGGACGUGGACGUGCGUCAGUUCUCUUAUGUACCUCGUGCUCGCUUUCCUCCUGCGCGAGAGAUACAUGCACGAGCUUACGCAUCAAUGCUGGAGUAACAUCCGGGACACUAUUCACAUGUACAGCACCUAUGGAAAUGAGAUCAUUCCGCUGAUGUUCGUCAUCAUGGUUUCAUCCAUAGCAAGACUUCGAAUCUCAAAAACGAGAUACCAACUGGGGAAUUUCAUGCAGAAUUCGGAGUGUAACAUCAAUGGAUCGCGUCUAGUCUGUACUUUAAACGGUUACGUUGUUUUAUCUUCUCUCUUAGUUCUAUACUACAUAUUACUUACGUUUAGGAUAUUGCUGGAUCCGAGGGGAUCGGAUAUCGUAUUGAUGCUAUUUCAGGCCGGUAGGGGCUACGCUAUAGCCAUUACAACGUGCUUUCUGGAUGAGGACGUGCUGUCUCUCGUGUGUAAGAGAACGUUUCAAAGACCAACAGUAGUGACGUCCACAAAUGGACGAUCAGCUUUUGAUAAUAACCAAGAAAUGCAAACCUUUAUAUUUCAAUAGCGCAUUUGAUAUUAAAAUUGGAAAAAUCGAAUAUUUUAGAGAAAACUUGUUUUAGUUCGUGACCAUAUAUCGACAGGACAUUUUGUAUCAUUUGACAUUUUGACCGAGUUGUGGCACACACAAGAAAUGAAAAUUCUGUAAUUGUUAUAAGUGAUUUUUUCGA